AUGUCUACAAAUGUCGGAAUGUCCUCCUGCUGUCUGUCGGGCAAAGUGCACGAAGGUACACCCACAGGAAGGGUCGAAGUAAUCAACGAUCUCUCCACCUAUAUUGCGGAGCCCCAAGACGGCUCGAAAGCCAAGACAAUCAUAUUUCUCGUCGACAUCUUCGGCUACGAAUUCAAAAACGUCCGUCUCCUAGCAGACAACUACGCCAAAGCCGGUUUCUACGUCUACAUCCCCGAUGUCCACCAAGGAAACAGCAUUCCGCUUUCCUUUCUCCAGAGCGUCGAGCCGCCUCUCCAAGUCCGGGAGCAGCAAUCGCUUUUGGAGAAAACCAAAGCCACCGGCGUGGUGGCCACCACGCUGCCGCCCUGGCUCGUCAGACAUCGCGAGGGAAUCACCAGACCACUCAUUUCCUCCUUCAUCGCACAUAUUCGCAAUAUUCCCGGUACGGGAAAGGUCGGCGCGUUGGGAUUUUGCUGGGGAGGACGCUAUGCGAUAUUGGCUGCGCACGGAGAGGUUGAUGCGGCGGUGGCGUGUCACCCGUCGCUAGUUUCUGUGCCGGCGGAUUUCGAGAGCGUGACGAAACCGUUGAGUUUGGCGGUGGGGGAUCAGGAUAGUUUGUUGGAUCGGGGGACGGUCGGGCAGAUCCAGGAUCUGAUGGCGAAGAAGACGGAGUUGCCGCAUGAGUUGAGGAUUUACGAGGGCCAGAUUCAUGGGUUUGCGUUGAGGAGUGAUUGGGGUUCGGAGAAGGAUAAGAAGGCUAUGGAUGAUAGUGAGGAGCAGGGCAUAGAGUGGUUUAAUAAGUAUCUUGCGUAG
Botrytis byssoidea is the source of this 813-nucleotide messenger RNA. RefSeq lists its product as uncharacterized. Gene Ontology annotation, molecular function: hydrolase activity. NCBI's taxonomy places the organism in Eukaryota, Fungi, Ascomycota, Leotiomycetes, Helotiales, Sclerotiniaceae. Bases 1 to 813 code for a protein of 270 amino acids. The record is from RefSeq and is a predicted model, not a curated record. The transcript has 2 exons.